UUGUAUUAGGAACUGGGCCCUCAGAGGCAGAUGGACCGGUUGAGCCUCUCCUUUCCUGCCAUGACACAGAGCCAGGUACGGCAGCAGGAACCACCCUCUCCAACCGACAAUGAACGGGACCUGAACGGGGCAUUGCUGCGCUUAAAGGAACUUUAUCAUCCAUUUUUUUUUAUUUUUCGGUAGAUUAAUCAAAACGCUUCUACAUUGUUUUUAAGCUGUGACGUGUUCAGAGAGUGAGAAAAAAAUCCGGUUAUUUUCCAUUUGAUGACAUGUUCCCCGAGAGAUGGGGACCGGCGUGAUUGUUCAUUACGUCACAGACGCGCGCGGCAGAGCCGUCCGGGAGCGUGUCGAUCCUCCACCCGGUUAAAUCCACCUGUUGCACCACCUGGAGCAGAGCAGCCUGACUGGAGGCUGGGGAGGACGCGCAGGAUGGGAGGUCUCAGCUCGAGUGAGAAGAUGGCGGAGGUUUUUGCUUAUGAGAGCUCAGAACUCGACUGGUGUGAAGAUAACUACAAACACUCUGAUCAUGUGGUGGAGUACUUCAACACGAUGAGCAGCUUUUUUUUCUUUAUAAUAUCUCCCAUCAUGCUUUACCUGCUGCACCCUUAUGCCAAAGAGAGGAGCUUGGCAAUACAUAUGGUCUGGGUCAUGAUGAUCUUUGUAGGACUUUUCUCUGCAUACUUCCACAUGACUCUUAGUUUUGUCGGUCAGAUGUUGGAUGAGCUGUCGAUCUUGUGGGUGUUGGCAGUGGGAUAUUCUAUUUGGUUCCCUCGCAAACUCUUUCCAUCUUUUAUAAAAGACAGAUCUACAUUUUCGAGGAUCGUCCUGGCCAUUACCGUCAUCACAUCAGUGUCAUCGUUUAUUAAGCCCACCGCCAACGCCUACGCCUUGAACUGCUUUGGCCUCCAUUUGCUUUACACUCUUGUCAUCGAGAUGAGAUGCUGCACCGACCAGAAGGCUCUGCAUCUCGCCAAGCUGUCGGUGGCUCUGUGGGUGCUCGCCAUCUCCUGCUGGAUUAGCGACCGUUUUGGCUGCAGUUUUUGGCAGCAGUUAAACUUCUGCUACCUGCAUGGCAUCUGGCACAUCCUGAUCGUGAUGGCUGUAGCUUACGCCAGCACACUUGUGGCUUACCUGGACGCCAGUUACGAAAUCCCAUACUCCCUACCUGGACUGCAGUUCUGGCCUUGUGAUAAAUGGGCUGUUGGAUUUCCUCAGAUUGUCCUGAAAGGCACUGACAAGACUCGCAAACGGUGCUAACCAGACAAGAUGAAUUUUUGUUUACCAUUGUAAGUCUGUAAGUCUCAGGUUUUUUCAUUCACAGAGGGAAUUUCUGAUUUGGAAAACAUUUUUUUAAAUCAAAUGAUAGGAGUGUUAUCUAAGCAUUUCAACUAGCAUUUGGUUUUUCAGUCAAAUUUGUCAAAGAUAAUUGUUUCAAGAAUGAAGAAAACUUCUCUUUUCUUACUGUGAAAGAAGACUUGUUUCAAACAUUAUGAAAAACUUUUUUAGACAAACUGUAGUGGUUGGUUGGAUGUGAAUUUCUUUUUAGUUAAGGUUGUAUGAAAUACUCAGUGAUUGGUGGGUUUUUUUUGCACUCAGUAGGCAUCAGUUAGAACACUUUAUUUGGAGAACUAGAAGCUUUUCCAAAAGGUGAAUAGGUACAUCUACAAACCAUUCAGAAUGGAACCACACAAAAAGCAGGUCUGAAGAUACUCAAGCCGUGAACGAUUACACAGCAGUUUGAGCAAACUCUAAACCGAGGACGUAAUUACAUGGACUGGGUCUAAGGAACACCAGUCCACAUGGACACAUGUUGUUGCUGCCUGAAAUGUUGUUGAAUGCUCUUCUGACAUUGCUUUGACCUGGACAAUCUGUGCUUGUGGAAGAAGAAGCUGUUUGAUGCCAGUGAUUUCUGUCCCGUGUGCCAUGUCAAAAGGUCAAAAAGCUUGUCAAAAGAGGUGAAAGUACCUUGUAAUUGCCUUACAGUUCCUACAUUUCUUACUGAUGGCAUUAAUGGGGCUCAUUCUGUAGAAAAGAAUGCUUUACAGUUUGUCUUUAUGCUUUUUCAGAAUUCAGAUUGAAAAUGUUGUAUUUCAAACCAUACGUCUACAUUCAAACCAGUAAGUUCUUGUCUGGUUUAGAUUGUCCCAUGGAAAUAUUUUUAUGACUACGACCCCUAAACAGGAAGCAGUGAUUUAAAUGGUUCAAUAUAAAGGCUGUAGACUACCUGAAUGCCUAACAACAUGAUAUAAAUUGUGGGGACGGGGGUGUUGGACUUAAAUACUGUGUCUAUAUUUUUAUUUCUUUUUCUAUAUCUGUGUGAUUUACAUUUUAUACGCUUUCCGUUUUGUACCAGCUGUAAUAAUUAUUUAUCCGUUUGAGGCACUGCAGAAAAAAUACCAAAGCAUAUGACACGUUGACAUUCAUUUCGGGUAUGGAAGCUGUGUAAAAUGAACUCAGUUGUUUGUUUGUUUUAAAUGAGCAGCAGAAGUAAAAGUUCACUAACACAUCUGGUAUUUCCCUUGUGUAUGUGUCUGAGAUAAUAGUGUAUUAGUUUUUACUUCCUCUGAAAUAUGACUCUAUUUGACUGUCUCUUUCAUGGGACUAACCCUAAUCUUCAAAACUGCCUUUUUGAAGCUUUUCGUUGGAUUUUUAGGUGUUUUCAGAAUAUUCAGGGGCAUUGUUUCUGCACGCACGUGAACUUUCCUGAAGCUCAUAAUGAAUGAAACAAUAGAUCCUACAGACCAGAACACUCACACACACACACAGUGAACUUGCAUGUUCAGCAGUGACCCCCUGUGGUCACUGGGAAAACAAUUCCCAUAGCUGUACAAUUACAGGUCAACAAUGUUUUACUUGACCUUAGUUUUUCUGUCUUCUUAUACCUAUUGCUCAAAUUUACAGGAUAACAUGAAAAUAUAAAUUACAUUUUGUCAUGUUAUUCUUACUAAAUGGUGCUUCCUUCCCCCCCAUAUCUUAUAAAUCACGCUUCAGUUGUAACACACACACACAGAAGGAAACAAAUUACUUCCGGUAGCAAGAGGCCAUAAACUAAGACAAUCCCAUGAUAACAGCAGGAGAAGGGCAAUACUGGAGUCGUGUAAAAAAGAAAGAGCACUUUAGCCUUACUCAACUAGUGAAUAGUGCUGAGAUUUGACUUCAACAUCUCAGGCUGGAAGAUGUAUUUUUGUUCAGAAAGAAACGAUGGUGCUGCAAAGUAGAGGCAAAAAGACGCGACAGAGCUUUAUUGGAAGCAGGUAUUUGAAAAAAUGGAAAACUGAAGGCAUUUACUUCAAAAGAUGAUCUAUACAAGAGGAAAACUUUUUAUUUUCCUAAAGCAGUGAUGAGGGUGAUAGAGUAAACUGAAACCUGGAUGGUAAGAAGUAAAUCAGAUUUAUGAAAAGAAGUUCCUAAUUCCAAAACUUGGUGAGUGUCAAAGAGUUGAUAGAGCAAAAUGCAAAAGAUCUUUUGGUGAAAUUAUUUUAGCAAUCAAUCAAUAAGCAAUAAGUCUUAGAUCAUUUGAUUUCAAGCAAACUGUGAAAAUAAACUGUAGACAAGGGAUGACAAAAAACACAUUAGCACAAUCCGACUGGAGUACAAAUUGAAAAAGUGUGGUCUCACAUCAGAUUACUUAACUGUAGAUGUGGCUUUUAUUUGUUUUUUUUUCAAACUGUAACUCCUCAUUUGGGGAACAAUUGUAAUAAAGGAGUUUUA
This is a messenger RNA of Menidia menidia (Atlantic silverside), 3711 nucleotides long. NCBI's taxonomy places the organism in Eukaryota, Metazoa, Chordata, Actinopteri, Atheriniformes, Atherinopsidae. The record is from the annotation of a GenBank genome assembly.